AUGGUGCGUGACAAGGAAGAGGCCCUGAAAGCCAAUUUGUUUCAGAAGCAACACUUGUCUGAAAUGCAGUUUCAAUGGGGAGAGAAUUGUUCGGGUGACAGAAAUGAUGAGAGUGUGUUGGAAGAUUGUGAGGAAAUAACAUUCGGCCACUUGCCAAAUUUAGGGAAGCUCAGUAUAAGGGAAUUAAAGAGUUUGAAAUCAUUAGAUGGGCUGGAGAACCUCAAUUCUCUGAUGGCGUUGACUAUAGAAAACUGUACAAAUCUGAAGUCGAUUGGGAAUCCAAGAUGCGGAGAGGAAGGAACCCUCUUUCAUCUGAGCAUUGUAGGUUGCGGAGAACUGAUGGAAUUACCAAGUCAAAUGCUAGAGUUGUGGGCCCCUACAAUUCAGUCUGUUGGACUGGGAAAAUUAAGGAGUGUACAGAAUCUACCAAUGCUAAUUGACUGCCUCGCUAGGUCAUUUACUCAUCUCAGAAGAUUGGCAAUCACAGGUGUUCCUAAAUUGAUGUCUGCGGGAAGUGUUGAGAGUUGGGAUUUAGGUAGCUUGAAGUAUUUAACACUAGAUGUGAGUGUGGAGUGGUCAAACGGGAGUAGUGUUGCCAUUAAUGACACUGUGAAUGGCAUAUUAGAAGGGUGUUGCAAUUCACUUAAGCAGUUAACAUUGAUAGGGGUGGAAAGUUGGGAGUGUCUGCCUCAAUCAAUUCAACAUCUCACUUCUCUUCGGGAUUUAAGAUUAGAAAAUAUAGGGAUAGAAGAAUUGCCGCAAUGGUUUGACAAACUCUCAUUUCUACUUUCUUUACAUCUAGAUGGCUGCACAAAGCUUAGGCGUCUGCACUCUGUGGAUGCACUAAAGCCCCUCAUUAAAUUUCAUUUUUUCACGAUUAGCAAUUGUCCGAAACUAAGUAUUGAUUCGGAGUUGCUCAACCAUCCCGAUUUCGUAAUCAAGGUUGAUGGCAAUCCCAUUUGA
Messenger RNA from Salvia splendens (bonfire salvia), 963 nucleotides. RefSeq lists its product as uncharacterized. The record is from RefSeq and is a predicted model, not a curated record. The transcript has 2 exons. Bases 1 to 963 code for a protein of 320 amino acids. Lineage: Eukaryota; Viridiplantae; Streptophyta; Magnoliopsida; Lamiales; Lamiaceae.